This is a messenger RNA of Callithrix jacchus (white-tufted-ear marmoset), 1725 nucleotides long. RefSeq names its product catechol-O-methyltransferase domain containing 1 (gene COMTD1). NCBI's taxonomy places the organism in Eukaryota, Metazoa, Chordata, Mammalia, Primates, Cebidae. Gene Ontology annotation, molecular function: O-methyltransferase activity; S-adenosylmethionine-dependent methyltransferase activity. The record is from RefSeq and is a predicted model, not a curated record.
AGUGCCCCCCCACAAGGCGGAGCCCGGCGGGUCCGCGAGUCCGAGACCCGUCCCAGGAGCUCCAGCGCACGUGACCUACCGCCACCUCCUGCACGCGCCAUGACCCAGCCAAUGCCCCGGCUCUCCGUGCCCGCCGCGCUGGCCCUGGGCUCAGCCGCGCUGGGCGCCGCCUUCGCCACCGGCCUCUUCCUAGGGAGGCGGUGGCCCUCAUGGCGAGGCCUGCGAGAGCUGCACCUGCUUCCCCCCGAGGACAGCCCCCUGUGGCAGUAUCUGCUGAGCCGCUCCAUGCGGGAGCACCCGGCGCUACGAAGCCUGAGGCUGCUGACCCUGGAGCAGCCACAGGGGGAUUCCAUGAUGACCUGCGAGCAGGCCCAGCUCCUGGCCAACCUGACGCGGCUCAUCCAGGCUAAGAAGGCGCUGGAUCUGGGCACCUUCACGGGCUACUCCGCCCUGGCGCUGGCCCUGGCGCUGCCCGCGGAUGGGCGCGUGGUGACCUGCGAGGUGGACGCGCAGCCCCCGGAGCUGGGGCGGCCCCUGUGGAGGCAGGCCGAGGCGGAGCACAAGAUCGACCUCCGGCUGAAGCCCGCCCUGGAGACCCUGGACGAGCUGCUGGCGGCGGGCGAGGCCGGCACCUUCGACGUGGCCGUGGUGGAUGCGGACAAGGAGAACUGCGCCGCCUACUACGAGCGCUGCCUACAGCUGCUGCGGCCGGGAGGCAUCCUCGCCGUCCUCAGAAUCGUAUCUCCACGGACAAGAUGAAGGUCAGGUUCUUUCCACUGACACUGCCUCAGGCGGAAAUGCCGUUAGCCUAGAAUUCAAGCAGCCUUUGCCACCACCUGGUAAGCCCCGGUGGUGGAAGGUGCCCCUGGAGACUCCUGGAAGCAGGGCUAAAAGAGCCCCACAAGCUCACAGCUGCUGGGACAUACUUUGCAUUUUGGACAAUACUCGGGACCCUGGCUGGAAACCUACCCUUUUCUGACUCAUAAACGCAUAUUAGGAUGCACAUGAAUGAAGAGGUUGAAUUUAAGCAGAUCCUUGACAAACAGCUAACUCACUUGUGCCACACCUCAGUCCAAAUUACUGUAGCCACUGCCCAAGACCACCCGUUAGCUAAGGGGCAGCAGUCCACAUGACUAGGAUUUCUCUCUUCAGGGGACCACCAGCAGUGGUUUUUCAGGAGACCAGCAGUGAUUAGUUACCUGUGGGUCUACUUCACACUACAAGAGUUGCUUUCAGGCCUAGCCUGCAUGGACAUCGUUUCAUGUUUCUUCUCUUACCUUGCAAUAGGUCCUGACUCAGGCUGGCUCAGAUUCUAACCUUCUGUCGCUCAAGUGACAAGUCAUGUGUAUCUGAAGGCCUUUCAGAGAACCAUGAUUCAUUCACAUGGGCCAUUCAAACCAGUCCCCUAGGACAAACAUAGUGGGACCAGAGGGGUCUUUAUGCCCCCAACUCUCCUGUGUGGAGAGCUUGAGCUCUCAUCUCACCAGCUUCUUCUCAACCUGGAAUUUUGUAGCAUGUAUCCUUUCUUGGGUGAUGAGUCCAAUUUUAUCUUUUUUUCUAAGUAGAGACAGGGUUUCUCCAUGUUAGUCAGGCUGGUCUUGAACUCCCGACCUGAGGUGAUUCACCUGCCUUGGCUUCCCAAAGUGCCAGGGUUAUAGGGUGAGCCACCGCACCCAGCCAAAAGCAAGUUUAUUAAAUUAAAGGAAUAAAAGAAUAGCUACUCAA